This is a messenger RNA of Centropristis striata (black sea bass), 1987 nucleotides long. RefSeq names its product glycoprotein M6Ba (gene gpm6ba). NCBI's taxonomy places the organism in Eukaryota, Metazoa, Chordata, Actinopteri, Perciformes, Serranidae. Gene Ontology annotation, cellular component: plasma membrane; myelin sheath. The record is from RefSeq and is a predicted model, not a curated record. The transcript has 7 exons. Bases 86 to 964 code for a protein of 292 amino acids. Gene Ontology annotation, biological process: axon development; central nervous system myelination. Gene Ontology annotation, molecular function: structural constituent of myelin sheath.
GAGAGCAUCAAGUCACCAGGACAGCUCCACCAUCCACAGACUGUGAGGUACAAGUGCCACAAGGAGACUAUAUUCCCGUGAAAUAAUGGAUGGGACAAAGCCGGCCAUGGAGUCCAACGCGGAGGAGACCCAGGACGAGGGACAAGAGAGCAAAGGAUGCUUCGAGUGCUGCAUCAAGUGUCUGGGCGGCGUGCCCUACGCCUCGCUGGUGGCCACCAUCCUCUGCUUCUCGGGCGUGGCUCUGUUCUGCGGCUGCGGCCACGUGGCGCUGAGCGGCACCCUGACCAUGCUGGAGAACCACUUCUCCACGGUCACCACGGACCACGCCACCCUCGCCAUGGUGAUUCAGAUCUUUCAGUACAUCAUCUACGGCAUCGCCUCCUUCUUCUUCGUCUACGCCAUCAUCCUGCUGGCUGAGGGCUUCUACACCACCAGCGCCAUCAAGAAGGAGCUGCAGAGCGACUUCAAGACCACCGUGUGCGGACGCUGCAUCACUGCCUUCUUCAUGUUCCUGACCUACAUCCUCGCUCUGGCCUUCCUCGCCAUCUUCGGCUUCACGGCGAUACCCGUGUUCCUCUUCUUCAACAUGUGGAAUACCUGCGCUGCCAUGAGGUCUCCUGACUCCAACAUCACCGCGCCCGACUCCAUCUGUGUGGACGUCAGGCAGUACGGUAUUAUUCCCUGGAACGCCACUCCGGGCAAAGCUUGUGGAUCCACACUGGGAGACAUCUGUAACACCAACGAGUUCUACCUGUCCUACCACCUCUACAUUGUUGCGUUCGCCGGCGCCGGAGCCACCGUCAUCGCAUUGAUCCACUACCUGAUGAUUCUGGGGGCCAACUGGGCCUACCUGAAGAGCGCCGUCUCCACGCACGAGUACCAGGACAUCAAGACCAAGGACGACCAGGAUCUGGAGGCUGAGGCGCGCUCCAAGGAGGGCCAGAACUCCUCCUCCUACUCAUAAGGACAAGCGAUCCUCUCCCACCACCUCCACCACCUCCACCCAUCUCCUCUCCACACCUCCGACCCCCCACCCUGCUACCCCCGGCGCCCACCCCUCCCUCCGUUAAAACAAACCACCUCGGUCAUGUUUGAUAGUCCCCCAUCCUCCUGAUUCUCCAUCCUCUUCCCUUCCACGAUGUUUAUUCAGAGUUGUGGGCUCACACCAGAAGGGAAGAGAAUAGAGGAUCGGGAGAAGCGGCAGGCCCAGACGGAGGCGGAUGCUUCGGAACGGGAGAGCUCGCCCGCCCGCCGGGUUCGAGCUCAGGUACGUUACAUCGGUUCAGAAGCGUCUCCUCCCCCGUGCUUUUUGGGCGGCGGCUCGUGAACGUGGCCCGGCUGUGAUGGCCUCGCGCCCUGAGCCAGCACAGCCUCUCGACACACACGCUCCUAAAAAAAAAAAAAAAAACAUUGUUCACUGUCUGCUUCAGCCACAGGGAAGCCAGGCAGCGACCACCUUCCUCCGUUUUUUGGUGUUUUAUAUGCAUAUAUAUAUGAAUAUGAAUAUAUUGUGCGAAUGUGUACGAAUGUUGUUGUUUUUUUUAAUACUCUCUGAAAAGUAUGCCAGGUACUAUUACGACCUUUCUUCUUUAUGGUUUUUGCGCUCAUUAGGUUUUUUCUCCUUUACUUUCUUCUCCAUUUUAGACUUUUUAUUGCUAAUGCUCGAUACGUUGUUGCACUAUUGCGAAACAAAAAAAAAAUGGAGGAUGAGAAUCCCUUAAAAAAACACGAAGCACCCCAGCCCCCCCUCUCUCAUAGAAAACACCUAAAAAGACUCAAAUCAUGUGGUAUCUCAAGGAUUUUUUGUGCAUUUACAUGAUCAGAGUUUAUUUACUGCCAAGGUAUUAACCGUUUAUUUAGGACCAGAGGUGUAGCAGACUUUUACUGAACGAAUAGUUUGGGGAAAUACGCUUAUUUACUUUCUUGUCAGGGGUUUAAUUAGAAUCUUGAGACUAAAGUUACGGUGCUUCUGAGUUGGGAAGUUUUU